CUAGGCGCAGGCAUAUAAUAGGGAGCGCCCCCCUCCUCCUAGAAGCCCCUGACGAUCGCUGGUGGUCAGCAUUCGGGCACAGCCACUAUUCCCGACGCUCGACCUCCAUCCUCAUGAUAUCGCCCUCCCUAGCAAAUACCUCUCGCUUACGAACUAUAUCGUGCGCGUCUUUGAUACCAAGAGUUAUGUCUAAACCCAGUGGAAAGGCUGGAUUCAAGUCCACUGCAUCCUCCAAGAACACAGAUCCCCCCCCAGGAUACGCUGUAGAUCCCUCUGCUGACCCAAUGCUACGUUACCAGGCAUCUUUACCCCGCCUGCCCGUCCCUACCCUUUCAUCUACCGUCCACAAAUAUCUCGAGACUGUUCGUCCCCAUGUGUCAGAAGCCGCAUACAAACAGACAGAAUCUGUCGCCAAGGGCUUUCUCGCUUCGCCUUUCAGUGCCCAACUCCAGAAGCGCCUUGAAGCCAGAGCCACGGAUCCCAACGUCACCAACUGGAUCAUCGAUUGGUGGAAUGAUGCCGCAUACAUGGGUUAUCGUGACCCUGUCGUAGUUUUCGUCAGCUACUUCUAUGUCCACCUCGACGACAAGCUGCGCCGGGACCCAGUCAAGCGAUCCGCCAGCUUACUCAAAAGUAUGUUAUCUUUCAGGGAGUUGACGGAAAGUCGUGCGCUAGAACCCGAAAAAGUACGGGGCGCACCUCUCUGUAUGGCGUCCUACAAGUGGCUAUUCCAUUCAUCCCGAUACCCGAAUAAACCUUCUGAUACUGCCCACAAAUUUGACCCUGCUGCCCACAAUCACGUCGUCUUCGUUCGCAAAAAUAAGUUCUUCAAGGUCCCUUUAAUUGACUCCGCCGGCCGAGAGUUGUCUGCGGCAGAGCUCGAAUUCCAGAUAGAAAAGGUGAUAGAGAAAGCCGGUUCAUCCUCGGGUCUCCCUAUCGGUGCUCUUACGUCUGACAACCGUGAUCUUUGGACCGACGCUCGCGCGCACCUCAUAGCCGCCUCUGCCGAUGGAACGAACGCAAAGUCUCUGGAGGAGAUUGAGAGCGCUAUGAUUGUCGUCUGUUUGGAUGACACGAAGCCUGUCACCAGGGAAGAUAUAUCGUGGGCGUGCUGGGUCGGAGACGGCAAAAACCGUUUCUACGAUAAACAUCAAUUGAUCGUAUUCGACAAUGGUCGCUCGGGUUUUUUGGGGGAGCACUCGUGUAUGGACGGAACCCCGACCUUGCGCUUGAACGAGUUCAUAUUGGCAACUUUGGCACAUGGUAAAGUCGACCUCGGGCCAGCUAGAUCUGCCGAUACAGGGAAAAACCUUCCAGAACCGGUGGAAUUGCAGUUUAAGGUUAACGACCAAGUGAAAAUCCUUGUUCAAGGAGCUGAGAAGCGGUUUGAAGAAUUGGUUACAAGUCAUGAUCUCCACGUUCUUCACUAUGAAGGUUAUGGCAAAAAUACCAUCAAGAAGUUCAAAGCCUCCCCUGAUGCGUGGGCACAAUUAGUGAAACAGCUCGCCUUUCAUAAGAUGUUCGGUCGUCCCGGUGUCACGUACGAAAGUGCUCAGACGAGAAAGUACCAACUUGGGCGAACUGAAGUCAUUCGUUCCUCGAGUUCGGAAGCAAAGCAGUGGGCUGAGGCCAUGCUAGAUCCCGACGAGACGGACACUAAUCGCGCGAGCCUGUUCCGUGCGGCCGUUACGCGGCACCUACAAUAUGCUGCUUGGGCGGCUGAUGGUCAGGGUGUCGACAGACACUUCUUUGGGCUAAAGAAACUUCUCAAGGAAGGCGAGCAGACGCCUGAAAUUUAUAACGACCCUUCGUUCUCAAAGACCAACCAUUGGGAGCUGAGCACGAGCAAUCUCAGCAGCCCGUACUUUGAUGGGUGGGGGUACGGCGAAGUUGUUCCGGAUGGGUACGGACUGUCAUACGCGAUCGGUGAUGACUAUAUUCGCUGGACGAUUACUAGUUUGAAGAGGAAUACUGCCGAGCUGAAGCACUACCUUGCUGAGGCAGCCACUCAGACACGCGUCAUGAUGGAGAAAGCGCAAGCUUUGGAGAGCAAACUGUAGAGAAGAGCAGAUAAUUUACAACAAGAAUUGUAUCUCGGUUUUCAAAGUUCGGCCAACUGAUCCGAGCCAAGUGGAAA
Molecule: messenger RNA, 2137 nt
Organism: Guyanagaster necrorhizus
Lineage: Eukaryota; Fungi; Basidiomycota; Agaricomycetes; Agaricales; Physalacriaceae
Product: acyltransferase ChoActase/COT/CPT
Exons: 8
Coding region: 186-2060 (624 amino acids)
Biological process (GO): carnitine metabolic process
Cellular component (GO): peroxisome; mitochondrion
Molecular function (GO): carnitine O-acetyltransferase activity
Source: RefSeq, a predicted model, not a curated record